Alternaria arborescens is the source of this 960-nucleotide messenger RNA. RefSeq lists its product as hypothetical. The transcript is spliced from 2 exons. Gene Ontology annotation, molecular function: FAD binding. Lineage: Eukaryota; Fungi; Ascomycota; Dothideomycetes; Pleosporales; Pleosporaceae. The record is from RefSeq and is a predicted model, not a curated record. The coding region runs from base 1 to 960 and encodes 319 amino acids.
AUGAAUCUCGAGACUUGCACUCCCAAGUGGUCUAUACCCCCGACGUACGGCGAUCGCAUGCGAGUUGUUCGAGGACGACUCCGUGACAUGCUCAUGGAAGGAAUUGAGGAACGAAUCAUAUGGGGCAAGAAGCUAUCGUCGUUCGAGGUUGAGCAGAAUGGCGUUAAGGUACAAUUCAAUGAUGGAAGUUGUUAUAGUGGAGAUCUUCUCGUGGGAGUCGACGGCUGUCAUUCGACCGUGCGCUCACUCCAGUACGGGGCGCCGCUUUCUCAACCUACGCCUAUCCCGGCAUGCUUUCUUGGUACCGAGGCACUGGCCAAUGAGUCUCAGAUGAAACCGCUCCUUGCGCUGGACAAAACCCUCUUCCAAGGAUGUCAUCCGUCAAGCCCUGCAUGGAUGUGGUUCUCCGUCAUGGAACGCCCGAACCCUAAUGUUUCCGAUAUGGUGGACCCUGUAUGGCGUGUUCAAAUAUGUCUCUCGUGGCUUUCCCCUACCGGACACGCGGAUAUUCCUAAGACAGAUGGCGGGCGCAUUGACUUGAUGAGGCAGAAAUCGACGGAUUUCCAUCCCACGUUCAAGAAAAUCUUCCAUGAGAUUCUGUCUGAUAGUCACGGACCAGUCAUUAACGUUCCGUUGGAGUUUUGGUGGCUGCCACGUGUAGAGUCGCUCGGCAAAUCCAAGGGGCGAGUCACGUUGGCAGGCGAUGCAGCGCAUACCAUGCCUCUAUAUCGCGGAGAGGGUUUCAACCACGCCCUGAUGGAUGUUAACAAUCUCCUUAGUGCAAUCGAUGCUAUCCUUUCGAAUGAGGCAGAUAGAGAGCGCAUCGUUCACGAGUAUGAGGAAGAGGUUCGCGCGCGUGGUCAAAGAUCUGCAUUGAUGUGCCGGGAUGCUUGUCUCGAAGUACAUCAGUUUGAUAAGCUUGGGGCUCACUCUGUUGUUCGUCAAAAAGCCUUCACUUAG